Molecule: messenger RNA, 3730 nt
Organism: Wasmannia auropunctata (little fire ant)
Lineage: Eukaryota; Metazoa; Arthropoda; Insecta; Hymenoptera; Formicidae
Product: MATH and LRR domain-containing protein PFE0570w-like
Exons: 7
Coding region: 332-3682 (1116 amino acids)
Source: RefSeq, a predicted model, not a curated record
GUUAUUUCUCACGGAGUCCGCCUCUUGAAGGAACAUGCUGUAGCGUCUCUCACUCGAAACUGUCAUUUCGUUAUUGCCGAGAGAAACGUUACUCCGCAUUACUCUCACGUGUUCGCGGUCGGCACGGUUGAUUUUCUAACCUCACACGUUACCUUUUUCAUUAGUUGUAAAAUAUUGGAAAGCCCUUGAUAAUCAGUUAUAGAAUAUUGGAAGCACCCAAGAUCAAAAAUUUAACAAACUACUUUCGCAGUAUCGUAGUGACAAUUUUAAUUAUCCCUUUGACGCUUACUAAAACGAAGACACGCCGCAGCAAAGGAAAUAUUAAAGCGCCAUGUGUUCUCACGAGAGCGUCACGUGGGAGAAGACGGACAAUUCUGUUGCGGACAGAAUGACGGAGAAGUCCCUGAUACACAGAUUCAGACCGUCGCGAGUGUUGCGACGAAGGACGAAGGUGCUCAACGCCGAGAUGAAGAAGCGUCGCGGCAUGAAGGAUUACAGGCACUACGUCGAACUGAAGACCAAUGUUCUGCGAAGUUUACCGGACGACGCCGACACCGAGGACAGUAGUGGUCUCACCGAUGGCGACUACGAUAUCAUAUACAGCUCCCCGUCGAAACAGACCAGAUAUACGACUAGAAAUUCCGAGAAGUACUGCGCCGUUUUUACCAGCGAAGAUGACUGCAAAAGUUGUAAGAGCCAGCAGAAGAAGAAAAGCCGAGGCAAGUCGAGUACAGGGAGAAGAGUAGAGAGGACAAAGAGAUCACUGCGAUCGAAUGCCGCAGUGUCCGAGACAGGGAGAAGAGUAGAGAGGACAAAGAGAUCACUGCGAUCGAAUGCCGCAGUGUCCGAGACAUGUAUUGAUACAGGUUGGCAAGAAGUUAGAAAGAGAACCAGCGGUGCAUCACGUUCGUGUAAACGACUGUAUACAAGAAUCGCGGAUAACGAAGGAGAUUUGCAGGAUAAUGAUCUCAAGGCUCGAUCUAGUAAGCAAUCUCAUUCUCCACGAUUCGAUUCUCAAAACAGUACGGCGUCUAGUAUAGCUACAGCUGGAAAUGAAUACGUGAGACAGGAUCGCAGAGAUUCCGUUGCAAUGAAUGAAUUAAGUUCCAAAGAUAAUACGAGAUUCAAGAAAACAAAACGUGUAAGUUUUUCAGAUAUAAGCGAUGAAAGAAAGAAUCGAAAGAAUCAAAGUCCAACAAGUAAUGAAUCGAAUACUAAAUUUGAUUCACCAGGCUCACAUUAUCAGUCGUCUCUGUCUCAAUCGAAAUGUUUAGAAAACAAUAUUGAUUCUAACAAUGAGCUCAAUUCCCUCGUUGAAUCGAAAACUAACAACAGUAACAGUAAAUUAACAACAAUAAUUGACGAAAGUUUGAUAAACGCGAAGAAUUAUGAUAAGACGUGUGUUAGUCGCAAACCAGAAUUGUUAAAAAAUGUUAGAAGAAACUUGGCAUCCGCGCUAGAAGAGGCCGACUCUAUGAAUAAUGAUAAGGAUGUUAAAACAGAUAAAUAUGUAGAAAAUGAAUUGAACUGUGAUCAGUUGCUUCCAGAUAUCACAGAUUUUCGACAUAGUACACCGUUACCAGUAACGAAAACACGAAUUGAUAUACGUGAGAUGAAGGAUUCGUCACCAGAUCAGCAAAAAGACUCGGGAAUUGAUGAAGAUUCGCAAGACAGAUUUGUCAAGAACAAAAAAUCUAAUAAGGUUUCAAUGAAUCAGAAUACGGAAGAAAAUGCCGCGGAGAGAAUGCCCAUUUCUUCUCCGCAACCGAAGAAGACUGACGAAUUGGUCGAAACAACGGAAGAUUGUAAAGAGAUUGCAAAGGACACACAUUUGAGAUUUAAUAAUGAUAUCUCAGGAGAACAAGUUGUCGAAGAAGAAAAGAAACAUUCUGAAGAAGAACAAAUGAAAAAUUCCUCCCAAUUAAAUCCAACUGAUACGAACACAAUUGAGGAAAAUGAGAAAGAUGAACAAUUUGUAACAGCAGAACAUUCAAAUGACAUUCAAAAACAGCAAUUGUUAUCUCCUAAGCAAGAUUGUGUGGAAAAAGCUCAUUCGGAACAUUGCAAUCUUAUUCAAGAGAAGGAAGAUAAUGGAAAAAUAAAGAAGCCUGCUGAGAAGGAAGAAUUAUCUUCUCAAUUAAAUAAGAUGGAUAAUACAGAGGUCGAUGUGGUUUCUUCAAUUAAUGACGAAGGGAAACAAGAUAGCGAGGAAGAAGAGUCUGAAAAAGAAAUAAAGAAUUUCCGUCAAUUAAGUUCGAGUGGCAAUAUCACAGAGAUUUAUUCGACAAACGAAGAUCAAACGGAUUUUGUGAAAUCAAAAAACUCGUGCGAUAUUCAAAAUCAGCAAGUGCUAUCGCCUAAGGAAAAUCACAUAGAAGAUGUACAUAAUAUUUUAGAAGAUAAUGGACAAGCAAAUGAAAAGAAAGAAGAAAAGAAUUUUCCCCAAUUAAAUGAUAUUGAUAAGGACGUAAAAAAGCAGCAAUUACCUAAAGUUACAUGUACUGAAGUUUUCAAUAAAAAAUAUAAGAUAAUAGACAAGAAGGAUAAUGAUAUCGAGAGUAAUAAUGAAAAAAUUAAUAAUAUUAAUGAUAAUACAGACAUCAGCAAUAAAGACACUCCUGUAAAAAAGAAUACAUUAAUACAUUGCCCAGAUGCCAUCGAUCACAGUACCGAUAAUUGGCAAGAAGCGACAAUAAGUGAAGAGAUUGACACACCAACGGCAUUAGAAACUGAUAAUGAAGAGGAUAAUGUGAAUUAUAUGUCGCCUCAAACUAAAAAGCGGCUUGAGCAGCAAGCGAGAUUGAAUUUAGUUGUGAGCGAUUCCAGUGAAAGCGACGACGAAUAUGUUACCACCAAAACUUCGCGAAUACGCUUUGACAAUUCAGGUAUGAGCCAUUGUAGUGAUAAUGAUGAUGUCGGAAGCCAGGAAAGCUUAACCGAAAGCCUUCUGCUAAGAGUUUCCGAAAGUAACAUUUCGUGUAAUACUGAGGAAUCUGUUAAUCAAUUUCGAAGAGACAGACCAGCUUCUUUGUUAGAUAAAGAGAAUAUGUGUAUUAAUCAGAAAAAAGAAACAAAUGUUGAAUCUGAGACAAGACGUGAAUCUGUACAUGAACAAAGGACACAAUCAUCAACCGAAUGUUCGAACGCACAUCUUAAUAUAUCUUGCCAGUAUAGACCUCGCAAUAUACAACAAUUAGUCGAAGAUCAAGAGUUAGUUAUAGAAACGAUGCCAACAAGUUUCACAUUAGCCGAUCUUUCUGACAAUGAAGAAGCUUUCAUCAUGAACGUUCCAAGCAAGGUAGUACAAAGUAAUUUACAAGGCCAACCGUUGACAUUAAAAGAGAAAUCGAUAAAAUUCAAUAAAAGUAAAUACAGAAUCGUGUGCAAAGAAGUGGGUACAACUUCUUGCAUUUUUGCUACUGGCAAAAAACGAAAGCCUUACAAGCUAAUAAAUAUUAAAGAAAUCAGUACUAUAACCGUACGAGAAAAAUUGCCACAAGAUUCGAGAAAGUCAAAUGUAUCAAAUACUUACGAUACUGUUUCUUCUGUGCCAAAAUCUAUAAAAAACUACCGACAAAAAAUUCAAGACAAAAGAAAUUCAAAAAUGUUGAAAGUCUCAAAUUAUAGACAGAAGCGCAAACGAAGAGAAAGUUCAGAUUCUGAAACUGGAUGUCAACGGUGAGGAAACGAUUAAAAGUUAUAAGUAUUUUUAUAAAUUACAAAUAUCAAA